AUGGCAUGGUGCAUGAAGAACAUCGGCGAAGGACUGUUGGGAGCCAGCAAGGUGUUGAUAUGCUUGUGCCUCGUGACGCUGCUUGUCUUGUCAUCUGAAGAGAUGGGAUCGGAUGCCUGUGAAAAAGCUUGGAGCCAGACAUGGGACAACGACACAUCAUGUAUCUUCCGCGGCACCUGCAACAAGCCCUGUAGAAGAGAGAACUUUGACAGCGGCAUAUGCAAAGAAAUAAAUUAUUGCAUGUGCUACAGGAACUGCACCACUGAAUCCAUCUAG
Messenger RNA from Triticum turgidum subsp. durum (durum wheat), 276 nucleotides. The record is from the annotation of a GenBank genome assembly. NCBI's taxonomy places the organism in Eukaryota, Viridiplantae, Streptophyta, Magnoliopsida, Poales, Poaceae.